AUGCAAGAUGUUGGUUGUAUUCUACAGUUGAUAAGAACUUCCGUUAACUGUUAAGAUGGAGAGCUGGUUUUGGAUUCUUGGCUGGUUCCUUUCAUUUCUAACCAUCACUGGAAAUGGAUUUACAAUCUUCCUCGUAUGCAGCAGACGAACUCUCCGCACUAAAACUAACGCGUUUAUUGUUUCACUUGCCGUGGCGGAUUUCUGUGUUGGUUUGAGCGUUAUUCCUUCUCUGUUUUUUUGCGACAUUACAAACACCUGCGACUGGCCUCAACAUUUGAGAACUUGGGUGAAUAUCAUAAGGUGGUUGUUUAGUAAUACGUCUGUUGUAAACUUAUGCGUCUUAGUACUGGAUCGUUUUAUUGCCAUCGUCCAUCCUCUAAAAUACAUUACUUUGAUGACUCGCCGUCGAAUUACCCAAGCUAUUUUCUUCUCUUGGGUUCUAACAGUUAGUUAUAAUGUGCUAAAAGAUACCCUUUGUAUUGUUUUAUAUCAAAAUAAGACCUGUCCUUUUGCAAUUUGGGUGAUGACCAUAGUUUUCGAGAUUCUUCCAUGUCUUAUACUGAUACUCUGCUUUGUAUCAAUGAUAUUUCAUGUACGCAGACAUGAUCGGUCAGCACACACCCUAGCAAAACAGUUACGUUUUAACCAUCAGGAGUCUUUUAAAACUCAUCGCGAGAAGUCUGCAGUAAUAAUGAUGGGUCUUGUGAUAGGAGUGUUUCUUGUUUGCUAUGGGAUGUAUCUGCGUUGUAGUUUUCUAUUACUAUCCUCAUCGCCCUGCCAUGAUAAAAACUACAAAAUUCCUAUCUUGGUUUUAAACUCGGCCAUUAACCCCCUGGCUUAUGCCUUUUUUAAAAGAGACAUAAAGAAAGAGUUUAAAAGACUUGUUGCCGCUGUGUUUUAA
Porites evermanni is the source of this 901-nucleotide messenger RNA. The record is from the annotation of a GenBank genome assembly. NCBI's taxonomy places the organism in Eukaryota, Metazoa, Cnidaria, Anthozoa, Scleractinia, Poritidae.